This is a messenger RNA of Chrysemys picta bellii (western painted turtle), 3910 nucleotides long. NCBI's taxonomy places the organism in Eukaryota, Metazoa, Chordata, Testudines, Emydidae. The record is from RefSeq and is a predicted model, not a curated record.
GGAGUUAGCCAGUAGCUGAGGUUUUAUCCAGGACUGGAGAGGACCUUGCCAUGUGGGGUUAGAAGAGGCAGCAGCAGCAUGGGGUUCCUUUGGGAAUGGACCACAGGGCUCUGGUUACAUGUUCAUCCCAACACAGAUCACAUGGGACCAGUAAUCCCUGCAGUCCAGCAGGGCCGCCCCGGGGGGUAGUGGGGCAAUUUGCCCCAGGCCCCGCAGGGGCCCCCAUGAGAAUAUAGUAUUUUAUAGUAUUGCAACUUUUUUGUAUGUAAGGGGCCCCCGAAAUUGCUUUGCCCCAGGCCCCCUGAAUCCUCUGAGCGGCCCUGCAGUCCAGUAACCUGCCUCCGAGGGUGCAGAGUUAGCCCAGGGGGCCUGAGUGCCUGGGUUAGCUUAGCCCGGGUGUGAGCAUCCCCACAGCAAAGCCCUGCCCAAGGAUUGUGUCCUCACUGUUUCUGCACUCACCAUGAGUGUCUGGGGGCAGAGCCCACGGAGUCUUGUGCUGAGAUGCUCUAGGAUCUCUUCCCAGACAGUUCUGUCAAUUGCGGGAAACUUUGCCCUUCGUGGGGGGAACUGUGGGAAGGCACCGGAGGACUCUCAGUUCUCAAGUAAUUUAGCUUGUGUCACUGUACAGUGUGUGGCUUCCAGCCAGAGUUAAAGCAGAGCCCAGGCUCUAACCCCUUCCCCCUCAACCCCCCAAGCCAGAUCAGCUAGCCAGGGGUUAAAGCACCUCCUAACUUGGGCAGAAGGUUUUUGUGUGUGGACUGUAGAGAGUUUUGGCCUAGGAUAAAACCCAGGUAAGUGCUUGGUUUAACUCUGUUGUGAAGAUAUGCCCUAACAGGGGCUUAAGGCUGAUGAAGGCAGAAAAAAUCUGUUGCACUCCUGAUUAACUGAGCAUGGGGUGAAACUCAGUCAUAGAAUUAGUGUUUAUAACCAUUAGUAUAGUAGUAUAGUAUAUUAUAAAUAUUGAGUGUUAUAUUAUUAUAGUAUUAAUUCCAUUACUUAUAAUCAUUACCAUAACAAUUUAGUUAUAAUGACAAACACCUUAGAUUGCUAAAUAAAUAUUCACUGUAUCUGCACAGGUGGUCGGUUCCAGUGCAGAAGGGGUAACAGAUGCACAAAUGGCGACCUGGGGUCAUGUCCCUUGAAUGCAAUUACUUGAUUUGCAUACACCGUUGUGGCACAUUGACAUGCAAUGUAACUGUGCAGAGGUGUCAGUUGGAAUUGGGGGUACUGAGUGCUUCUGAAAAUCAGGUCCUAGGUGCCUCAAGUCAAACUCCUAACUCGGAGGCAUCCAAAAUCAGUGGCCACUUUUAAAAAUUGCAGUCCAAGGUCACACACGGAGACACUAUCAGUACUGGUGAUGUAACCUCUCCUAGCGCCUGGUCCCACGUGUCCUGGGCCUCCUCGGGCUGUCACGACGACAGUUUUCUGGGUGGUUGUUGUGAUUGUUCAUUUACAUGUAAGACGUGUUGACAAUUUUCUUGUAGUUCUUUUCUUUCCUGUGCAAUUAGAUGCAAUGAUUCGAGCCUCGUCUGUAGUACGCUGCAGGCUUCUCCUGUAAUUCCGUUCUGAGUGCGGCAGGUGGAUGGAUACAACCUCCCACGCUGCUGCUCAGACGCCUGCCUGAUUAUUCUGUCUUGAGCCUGUCAAAUUAUCCAGUGGGUGUCUGACUCCAGAACCAUGUUCCAAUAGGAAUCCCACCUGCAUGCCUGGGGGGACUGGAGGCGUGAUCACACUGGGAACAGAGCAGCUAAGUAUGGCUGGUGCCAUGGCAAAGAGAUGGCUACAAAGGGCUUUCCGUCCCCUAUAUACAUGACUUAGUCUCUAACGGAGGAGCCAUUGAGUUGAGUGCCCUAGUAGAUUACAGGCUACAACUGCCGCUCCUGAGAGCGUGACAUUGAGCACCUCUUUGCUUAAAUGAAUGAACAUGGAUACUUCAGCCGUAAAUGGUAAUUAAUUUCCCUUCUUCGUUUUGUUAUGCAAAUAGUUUGAAUGCUCAUUAGCUAGCAGGAUUAUGAGACAACUGCUCUGGAAUCAACUGGCAGCUGAGGAGAUCUGAUGAGUUUAUUGUAAUUGGAUAAGGGUGAAGGGAGUGGGGGGAAGAUAUGGGACAGAUGAAAUAUCUUCCCCCAGCUGAGGCGGAGCAGCUCUGACUGAGGAUGUGUCUACACUGCAACGUAAACCUGGGCUCCGACUCAGGCUCAAGUCCUAACCCCGCUUCUGUCUACACAUAAAUCUCUCGGACUUGGGCUCAGACCCAGGGUCCGAUGACCCCCUCAAGGGUGGAAGGUUCGAGCCCAUCAAGGUAGGACCCAGGUUUCAAGUCCUAUUGUUUUGCAGUGUAGAUACAGUCCCCCUUCCAGGCUCGGGUCCCUGGAGUCCGCCAAACGCAUCCCACAAUUCAGUGGGCCGACUUCCUUUGUCCUCUCUCUCCCACGAAUUGCCAGUUGACUCCAGGGAAAUGGAAACACCUCAGCCUUGCGCUAGUACAGCAGAUGGGUUUUUAACCCUUCCAUUUUAUUCUGAGCUGCAAACACACCCUAGGAGAACCUUUGGCAUUUGCAAUGGAUCCCAACCAGAAGUCCUUCACAAAGCACACUGCCCUGUGGUCGCAGGAACACCGCCAGAUUUCGGUUAGUCUCUGGAGUGAGGCCAGCAAAACAACUGAUUUUAGUCCAAGUACCAGGAAUGACCAGUCAUACCCCCAAAGAGCGAAGAAGCUGAUGAGGCUGGAAAUUUACCGGACCGGGGACCAGUGCAGGGAAUGGAGUAAGUGGCUCAAGACGAAGUACCUGAAAACCAGGAACCACAGCUGUACCUCUGGCAGCUCGCGGACACCGUGCCUGUUUUGUGAUGAGUUUGAUCAAGUGCUGGGGACUGCGUCGAGCACCAAAGCCACUGGCGGGGCAGGAUCACCUGGUCAGGACGGCGCCCUGCGAGCCCCAGAAGCCAGCACAGAAAUCGAUGGGAGUCAGCAACGGGCACCGAAUGAGGCAAAUGAAGUGACUCUGCUGAUGAAACGGAUCCCAGAGGAGGCUUUGUCACAGGAGCAGGUGCAGCACAUCCUGGGGCCAUCCUCAGUGGAGCUUUUUCAUGCCCCCCCCAGAGGAACAGCCCGCUACGGAACCGGCCGCACAAACGGGAGAAAGCGAGAAACUUCCCGUGAGCCUGGCCCCUUGACCUCUCCAGGUGGCAAUAUCUCCGCAGCUCGCCCACAUGCAGAAGCCUGGCUCACCGGACCUUCACGGAGUGUUCCAAGCGGAAGCUUUUCCGGGAUUAAUUUAUGGUUGGAGUUCUGGACAGGGCCAACGAGCAGGUCGAGUACCAAAGGCGAAGGGACUUGGGCGAGAGGAAAAACAUGCCAAGAGAGACAAGCGGAAAGGCUCGGGCUGGCUUCACAGCUCGAGGACAGGGGGAUGACACAAAAGCAGGCACUUGCUUCGCAGUUCCUGGAACAGGAAUGGCGGUUAAAGGAGGAAGAUAGAGGGCUACAGAGAGAAUUGUUUGAGCGGCUGCUGUCUCUAAUGGCUUCCAGGUUGCCAGCUGCUGCUGCACCAUGGGCUGCAUCCCCUCCGUGGUACCCUGCCCUGCACUCCAGGAGCAGCUUGGACAACUCCAUGGCUGGGUGGCCCGUGCAGUAGGGCCCUAUGAGUGGCUGAACAGGGCAAAUGUGCCCCAUGCAGUCCUCACUGCUGAACCCCUCCCCUAUGGAUGCUUCCACCCCCCUCCCCCAUGGCAAACAGGGAAAGGAAAACGGGUCUCAGGGGAGAUGCAGUAGCAGGUGGGGUUGUCUUGUACCUUUUUUGCACGUGUUUAUGUGCUUUAUUCUUGGUAACUUUUAAAGGUUUGGGUGUUGCUGGUGUUUUGGGGUGUUAAGGGCAACUGGCCUGCCCUGCAACAGUUUCAUAUUGGA